CCGGCAUACAUUCUAAUGUGUAGUACCUAACUAUAUCAAUCUCUUGUUUCGCAUGUAUUAACAGUCACUUGCACAUUUAUCACGGUGGUACGGAAGAACUCCUUCAGGUCGCUGAUUUGUCGGGCGAAAACGGCAAAGUUUUUGUUUUUUAACGACUUCACGCUCAUGUGCGUAUUACUUUUCCUGUCUGCCUCCACCAAGGAUCUUCGCGCCGUUGGGGUCCUCCCGUCAAUGUAUGCGCUCAAAGGAAUAUGUAGACUAGUGCUCCCAAUUUGCAGCUCGCCCUCUUUCCCCAAAAUGGCCCGUCCUUUAGUCUGAUAGGCCAAGUCGUGUGACAAGUACUUACCGAUUUGUCGUGACACAAAAAUGGCACGACCUGAAAGUGUUCUCCCCCGAGAACAAGGAGGCGUCUGCACCCCCAUGAAGAAGAGAACCUAUGCUGCCGCACCAACUACAAGAAGCUCUGCUUCGCGACCACCUAGCUCUUUCUCUUGUUCUACUUCUGCGCCGAACGGAGUACCGUGCUGCCGGUCAACAUCAUCAUUGCGAGGUCCUUUCCAGCGGUGUCUUCUCGCUGCUGUCAGCUUCCUGUCAAUACGGCAUGACGCGACCUUCUUCGCGAGCAAGGGGUCCUCGUGGGGGCCGUCCUCGUCCAGCUAUGGGGUUUCCGCACUCGCUGACUUGAAAGCAGAGGACUUUCAGGGGGUCACGGUGCUCACCUCGGAUACCUUCGAGGACUACGUUACGAACAACAAGCACGUACUCGUCCAGUUCUACGCGCCCUGGUGCGGCCACUGCAAGCAGUUUCGGCAUGAGUUUCUGAAGGCGGCCCAGAAGCUGCAGGAACGCGACCCGCCGAUCCCGCUCGCGGUGGUGGAUGCCACGAGUGAAGCCAAGCUGGCUGAGCUCUAUGGCGUACGGGGCUACCCGACCCUGAAGUUUUUCGUAGAGGGAAGAGACAUGGAAUACGCCGGCGGGCGCAUGUGGGACAACAUCGUGGCUUGGGUGGAAAAGAAAGCAGGGCCGAUUCUUGUUCACCUACAGACUAAAGAGGAAGUGGAGGUUUUCUUCCAAGCAAAAGCCCACGAAGCCACGCCGACGGGUAGAAUUGAUUCAGUCCCCUUGUGUUUUCUGCCAAUUUUAUACACUGUCACAUAACGGUGCUCCAUGACAAAACAGCGUGUCGUCCAGACUUCACUUUUACUGAUGACGUUGACGGAGCCGGUCCUGAUUGCCUCUGUUGUUUAUACUAUCAUUCGAUGAAAAAAGAUUAAACUUGCAGGAACUUCCGCCGUGAUUGGAGGCGGCGUGAUAGUGGCAUUCUGCGAUGAUCUAUCAAAAAGAAAGUUUUUUGCGUAAGUGUAACUAUGCAGUCGUGUUGUAGACUAUGCAAAACUAUUACGCUUUUCAUGCCGGAUCGUAAGUAUGCACCACAGGGAAAACGUGUUUUCAAGGAACGUGUUUUCACGUGCUAGCUACGCAUCAAGAUGACGGGCCUCUAUUUCGGACCGCUCUAGCUGCGCACCGGCAUCAAGUAAAAAUGCAGCAAAUAAAAUUAAAAAGUAGAAGCAUACAAUAAACGCGAGCAAAAUUUUUCUGUGCAUAUGACCCGGAGAAAGAAAAAGUGUUGCAGGAAGUGGGCGUGGCUUUCGACGACAUUUUAUCAAAUGCAAAUAUGUCUGGGUCUGCUGGAUCAUGAAAGACCGGAACUUGAUUUCCAGAUUCUUGCAUGCUAGAUCGAGAACGGUAGUACUUGGAGCAUGACCCCACUUUUUAUCUUGCAUUACACAGGAUCGACGUGUGCAUCGCUGUGCCAUGAAGGUCAAGACUAGGAAUGAGAUUUACUUCGGUACUAGCACAAGAUACAUCUAAAUGCGCAGCCACAUAGAUACUAACUUCAUUUACAGAAAUCUGCGUAAAAAUGACAUCAAAUGAAUCCCGACUCCGUAUUUGCAAUGCAUAUAUUUUUUUUGGAAUCGCCCCAAACUCUCUGUACAAAGAGGUGGUUAAACCGGAGACGAUACUUCGUGCGCAGGCCGUUGCCGAUCAGGAAUCAGAAGUCAAAGAAGUGCCAAAGGUGUUCAUAUUUAUUAUUGAUGUUCUUGAAGAAGAGCUAAGUACAUGUUUUUGUUUUUCUUUUUCUUCCUCUCUCUCAUAUCUAUGGAAUGGAGAAGAAAAAAAAAUCGAAAUGCCACGUCGACCAACAGUCCACGUUCAGGUUGUUUAAUGCAGAAAUGCGCAUGAUUAUGAUAUAGUGGCACUUGAGGUUGAAAACGAAUUCUAACUUGUCAUGCACGACAAGAAGAACGAUAACGAACCACUCGCACACACUCAAGGUUGACGUUUCCGCCGGGGACGUGGUUUACAUGCGGUUCCCCUUCGAUGAGGGGGAGUCGGUUGCCCCAAUCGUGACACCGGAUGCAGUGGGCAUGGGGAAGGAGCAUCCGGAAUAUUGGGAACGGUAUGUUUCCUGAAGAUGAUGUAGAUUCUGAUGCUGCUUGACAUUGAUUACGUAUAGAUUCUAUUUGGUUUUUUGGCCUGAUAAUUAAACAUGAUAUCAUAGACUGAAAUGUUUCGAGUUGCGAGAAAUUAAUAACCAGCAGCUCGUACUAUGAGUUGUACUGGCGCUGUUGGUGAUGCUCUGUCCUCCGGUAAGUGCGUUUGCCUUGCUUUUUUGCAUGUCGUCACUUGUGUUGUAGCUAAGACCCGCGAAACAAGGUCACUCAUCUCAAUAAUUCUGAGUUUCAACAUUUUCACAUCACGCUUUUAUUUUCGAACAACGCUCAGGGUCGCUGAUGACGUGCGAUUUUUUGUGGCGAUUUACUCGAUGCCAAAAGUUAACGUCUUUACGGGGGAAAACGCGGCGCUGCUUUUCAACGACCCGCGGCCCCUGCUGCUGUACUUACGCGACGAGAAGCGGCCGGAUAUCGCGACGACGGAACAGAAUCUGCAUGCGGAGAUCCGGGAGAAAAAUCAACUCAUCGAGGACUCGCUUCACAGCCUCGCGACGAAGUACAAACAGGACUUUGUCGUCACCUUCGCCGGCGCGGAGCAGCCCAUGGACAUGCGUUUGAUGGACUACAUUUCGGUGGACUACGAGGAUUUACCCUGCAUCCGCAUCAUCAAGGAUCCCACCGACGGCAUGGUGAAGUACAAGCUGCCUAUGCCCCCGGAGGCCACGGAAGAGGAGUUGGCUGCCGAAAGCUAUGAUCGUGAGAAAAAACUGUUUACUCACUGUGAUGAUUUUAUUGCAAGAUCUGCAUCUUCACAUGUAUGUUUGCUACACAUGACACGGAAAUAAAUUUGCCAUGCGCGGCGCUUCAUUCCAGCAAUGGAAAACGCGCUUAAAAAUCCAGUGCUUUUUGCAGGUGCAGUAGCAGGUCAAAUCACUUUGUGCUCCAUUCUAUCCAUUACACAUUCACGUUCACGACAGUGAAACAGUUUUUUCUUGCGAUCAAAGCGAGGACAUGUCCAAUGAUCUGAACUACCUGCGCAACGCAAAGGCGAUCACGCCGGAGAAAAUUGAGCAGUUCGCGGAGGACUUUCUGAAUGGCGCGGCUAAACCGCAUCUGAAGUCGCAGCACGCGCCCAAGAACAAUCCGAAGGACCAGGGAGCGAUUUUCACACUCACCGGCGAGCACUUUCUGGAUACGAUCCUGAACCAUAAUCAGUACGUACUGGUAAAGUAUUACGCCCCUUGGUGCGGGCACUGCAAAAAGUUGGAGCCCAUCUACAAGGACCUGGCUGCAAAGUACAACGUCCCGGGGUCCGGUGUUUUGAUCGCCAAGUUUGACGCCACCAUAAACGACUUGCCCCUGGAGGUGGAGGAGGUGAUCCAGGGCUACCCGACUUUGAAGCUGUAUCGGAAGUCGACCGACCACUCCGUGCACUACGUGGGGGAUCGAAACCUCGACACGUUGAUCCAGUUCGUGGAGACGCACAUGGGCCGCGGGGUGGAUUCUUCGCUCGACAGUGGCGGCGGUGCGGCGGCCGGCGGAGGCGUGGGUAGUGGAGCGGCGGCUGGCACCAAAGACGAGUUGUGA
Messenger RNA from Amoebophrya sp. A120, 4043 nucleotides. NCBI's taxonomy places the organism in Eukaryota, Dinophyceae, Syndiniales, Amoebophryaceae. The record is from the annotation of a GenBank genome assembly.